Suillus subalutaceus is the source of this 483-nucleotide messenger RNA. Its product is annotated as class I glutamine amidotransferase-like protein. Gene Ontology annotation, cellular component: cytosol. Gene Ontology annotation, biological process: GMP biosynthetic process. The record is from RefSeq and is a predicted model, not a curated record. The transcript is spliced from 3 exons. Gene Ontology annotation, molecular function: GMP synthase activity. The annotation marks the transcript as partial. NCBI's taxonomy places the organism in Eukaryota, Fungi, Basidiomycota, Agaricomycetes, Boletales, Suillaceae.
CUAGGGAUCAUCCUCUCCGGAUAUCCAUACUCUGCGCACGACGACGAUGCACCGCACGUGUACCCUGGUAUCUACGCUCUGGGCGUCCCUAUCCUUGGCAUGCGCUAUGCCUUCCAGGAGAUCUGCUGGAAUCACAAGGGACGGGUAGCAAAAUGCGAUCAUCGCGAAUACGGACUUGCAGAAGUUCAGAUCAGCAGGUCUAGUGAAUCGGUAAGCUCUGUUGACGCCCUGUUUGAAGGACUCGGCGAUCAGAUGCAGGUCUGGAUGUCACACGGCGAUCAACUGUCCGUUAUGCCUCCCGACUUCCAUGUCAUCGGACGGACGAACGCCGCUCCUUAUGCUGCCAUCGCACAUAACUCGAAGUCGCUUCAUGGCAUUCAGUUCCAUCCAGAGGUGACGCAUUCCCCGCCAGGAAAGCAGUUCAUUGAUCGAUCUGUGCUGAAUAUAUGCCAAUGCCGACCAAAUUGGACAAUGGUGAAGUAA